UGCGUGCCCGCCCUCCUCAUUUCACAUUGUUUAUGCUUAGGGCCUGAAGUUUGAAGAAACUGUCCUUUAGUCCUUAGCUGGAAUAGGACUGUUUUGUCUUGACCACCCGAGCACAACAGAAAAGCACACCUAAGGAGAACAGAAAAACUUAGUACUUAAGGCAUCAAAUUCAGUCGGUGUUUUGUAUCAAAUUGGUUCAGUUAGUGACCUGCAGUUUUUCUUGAGUCUUCUGAGUGAAGAAAGUAGCAUGUAUUUCUUUUAAAGAAAAGAGUUGUUAUUAGCCAUGAUUUAGUUGGAUAAUGACUCUAGAAUCAGAAUAUUUUGUUUCAGUAAGCAUAUUUUCCAUUGGAUUAAAAAGAUCAAUAUAUAAAGCCUACAUUAGUCUAGCACAGGGGAGGCAUAAUACUUCAUCUGUGGUCUUCAGCAUGUCAUUUGCCAUAUCUGGUGACAGCUCAUUUUUAGCACAUUUAAAGUAACGCUAUCUCGGAGGACAGUACCACCACAUCAGCUGAUUUACUGUGGUUUACUGCAGUACUGUGCUGUGUGUGAAUCCUGCAGGCCAGUUUACAGACUUCUGAAAUUAUUUUGGUGAAAAAUAGAAAAUAUUUUCUGAGUGAGAUCAUAUUUGUAGUGUUGCUGGGCUUUUUAUACUUAAAAAUAAUGUAAACUCAUCUUCUAAUUCUUUCUGAGAAGUGGAUUUGGAAGCUAUAAGAAAUUCUGUAGCUAUAGUUGUAUGCUGGUAUAGAGUGCAAUCUGCUGUUCCUGGGCAGAAACAAACUAUUUAUAUCUCACUCUUGGAGGUGCAAAUUCUUUGAGAUUUUUCACGAAAAAGUAAUACUCAGCCCCUUAGAAUAAAGUAUAAUAUCUAACUUUGCCUUCAGCGUUUCUAAAAAGGUAGGAAAACUCACUCGGAACAGAUUCAUUUAACAGUUUCUGAUAGAAAUAGAAGUGAUUUUGAGUAUUGGGUCAUAAGUACUUGGAAAAAAAGCAUGUUGAGGCAUCACAGGAGUUUCUCUGGAUUAUGAAGAUGAACUCAUUAAGUAGAGGUGAAAGAAGUUGCUUCUUUGGUGCUCAUAACUAUAAGAGAAGUAAAGAAGGAACAAAUACACACCACCACCCUCCAAAACAAUUUUUGAAUUUUUACUUUGCAUAAGUCAGUCCAAACCUUUUGCUAAUACUUAGAUUUCCUCCAUAGACUCCAUCCACUUAUCCUGACUUGUGGGUAUAACUGAAACUUAAUGUUCACAUAAUCUCAUCUGAUGGGGAUGAGUUAUUCCAAAUUUGAGUGGCUAAUUGUGCUGAUAGACAAGAUUAUUGUUACUUCUGCUGGCAGGAAUAUGGCCUUUUAUUCAGGAUCUUCUUUAAGAGCCUAUCUACCUUCUUAUGGGAGCUGAUCAAUACUUCCUGCCAUAUCCUCUAAACUGCAAGUGUUGAUCUCUCAUGUCUAGGCAUUUGUGGUUUCCCUCUGUUUUGAAGAAAUCUAGAGACCUCGGGUGAAAACUCUUAGCUGCAGCAGCCUCUUUUUUUUUGUGCCCUCUUUUUAUGUAGUAUUCCACAAAUGCUCAUGGUGUUUGUCAGACUGUCUCACUGUGCCUGUUUUUGCUGGUCUAAAACUAUGCUCCAUGUAACAUUGCUUGCCGUAUGCUUUCAUACUUUACCACCAGGAAGAGACCAUUCACACAUUCAAAAAUACAGAUAGUUGUUCUGUGAUAUAUAUUGAAGUGUUUUUGCAGCACUAUCCUUGAAGUUUUUUAUAAAAGAAAUUUGCCAUGAAAACUAUGUUUCUGUACAAGUAUAAGAACAAAAUUUGAAAUCUAUAAAUACGAUUAGGUCUCAUGGUUAGCAGUAAGAUUUUAUUGUUGGAUGACCCAAAUACUUCUGGAACAGCAUGGUACUGUACACAACUGAAAUCUGCUUGUUUCGUAGCUUGAGUCAAAGUGAAACUUGUGUUUAUGUUCAUAGGGAACUGUCAGGAGAUGAACUUGAGACCUGUAGAUAGAUAUGCUAUGGAAAAGUUGUACUUAGAAGAUGAAUAAUCUUUCCUUUAGUGAACUGUGCUGCCUGUUCUGUUGUCCACCAUGCCCAGGGAAAAUUGCCUCCAAGCUGGCAUUCUUACCUCCAGAUCCCACAUACACACUCAUGUGUGAUGAGAGUGGUAGUCGCUGGACUUUACAUCUCUCAGAGCGAGCAGACUGGCAAUAUUCUUCUAGAGAAAAAGAUGCCAUUGAGUGCUUCAUGACUAGAACAUGUAAAGGCAACAGGAUUGCCUGUAUGUUUGUGCGUUGCUCGCCUAAUGCCAAGUACACUUUGCUCUUCUCACAUGGAAAUGCUGUUGACCUGGGUCAGAUGAGCAGCUUUUAUAUAGGACUGGGUUCACGGAUUAAUUGCAACAUAUUCUCCUAUGAUUAUUCUGGAUAUGGUGCAAGUUCUGGAAAGCCGACAGAGAAGAAUCUGUAUGCUGACAUUGAUGCUGCUUGGGUGGCUCUUAGAACAAGGUAUGGGAUUCGCCCUGAAAAUGUGAUUAUAUAUGGCCAGAGUAUAGGAACGGUACCAUCUGUGGAUCUUGCUGCUAGGUAUGAAAGUGCUGCUGUAAUUCUUCAUUCUCCACUGACUUCAGGAAUGCGAGUAGCUUUUCCUGAUACGAAGAAGACGUACUGCUUUGAUGCAUUCCCAAACAUUGACAAAAUUUCUAAAAUAACGUCUCCUGUCUUAAUAAUCCAUGGAACUGAAGAUGAAGUAAUUGACUUUUCACAUGGCCUGGCGUUAUUUGAGCGUUGUCAGAGACCUGUAGAGCCACUGUGGGUAGAAGGAGCAGGCCAUAAUGAUGUGGAACUCUAUGGACAGUACCUUGAAAGAUUAAAACAGUUUGUGUCACAGGAACUGGUGAACUUGUAACUUUUGUUGUGUAUUUACAUGUUUUUUUCAUUUCACUGCAGAACUGCACACCUUGAUAACUAUGUAAGUUAAAACCUGAAUGUUGUGUUUUCAAAUCAUCUUGGUUGCCUUCAUUAAUUGUACAGGUAGUGAUUUGUCAACAUAAUUAAUGAAGGUUUUAAUGCCAGCAUUAUAAACUGGAAUUCCAUGAUCAUGCAGUCAGACUUGGCAGUUUAUAUUUCUUUGUGUGAGGUUUUUUCUUCUUAGAUGUAAAGGAAAAAAAUCACAAGGAGUACUGUAAGAAAAUUUAAUUAUGUAAAACCAAAUGCUGUAAAAGUGUUGCCAAGUGCUUUAGCAUAUCAAAAACAAGUUUAUACAUAUUUUUUAAACAUCUCAAGGUGUACUGUGACUUACUCUGUUGCACAGGUGUAAUUAAAAAACAGACUUCUAAGCAGCUGUUCUGUAAAAAUGUAAUAGCCAUGAAAUUUGAGCAAAUACUAAUGUAUGUAAUAAGAACAAACGGUCACUGAAAAUUACUCAUGCCCUGUUACAGGGAGAGGGGUGCAAAAUAGAUAUAUUUUCCCAUAUUUUUCAUUUCUUUUGUGCUUAGAUUUCCUUUAGUUAUUUUGUACUCGUGUUGUCCCUUAGCUUUCGGGUUAAUGUACCCACUCAUUUUCUCAGGAGUCUUAAUCUUGCCAAAAUAAUGCCACAAGUUAUCAUAGUUGUAAUGCAAGUAUCAUUCACAUGAUUACUACUGAGACCACUUCUUUGAAAAUAGGUGAAAUACCUCUUUGAAACCAUUAAGACUUAUAAAACCUAGAAGACUUCUUGAACCAUGCAGUUUUAAACACUGAUUUUUCUAGAGCCACAGUGUGUCAUUAAGAAGAACUUUGAAGUUUAUCCAACAUUGUAAUAAUGAGUUUGCAACUUAGCAGUUGUCUGAUCAGGCUUAUUUUGGAUGUUUAGUGUAAAAGCUUAUUGUUUCUUGAGUAUUGUAUGGAAAUUUUACUUAUCAGGCCUGAGUGGGGUGGGAGGAGUGGCAAGAAGAUAGUAUUGACAUUUUUCUAUUAACUCAUCAUGAAAUAAAUUUAAAUUGCCUUUCCCUUGAAUGCAUUGUGCGUGAAUAAAACUAUGAAAAAUAAACUUAAUUAUUUGUAGCCUAAUUGUAAACAAAAUAAUAUUCCAACAAUACGCACUGUGCUUUUAAGGCCUUACAUAGUUUAAUUGUUCUGCUUGUUUUUUGUGAUUGAGACUAUUGUAUUCUUAAAUGUAGCUUUGAGUAUUGUGAAAACUUUGGUUAAGAUGUGUUGAUAACAGUAAACAAUAUUCCACAAA
Molecule: messenger RNA, 4209 nt
Organism: Sturnus vulgaris (Common starling)
Lineage: Eukaryota; Metazoa; Chordata; Aves; Passeriformes; Sturnidae
Source: RefSeq, a predicted model, not a curated record